AUGAAGGCCUUCCUUUUCGUCCUCGCAGCUUUGCCAGCUAUCCUCGCAGCAGCAGUCCCAGCCCCAGCCGAUGCCAUUGAAGGUAGCGCGCUACUUGUCCAUCCUGGUCCGUCUGGCAGUCGUGCUGGAAUGAAUGCAAGAGGACUGGCCGCGCCACCGAUGCUUGCUACGCAUGCUGCCAAGCAACUUGCCGCCCUUGCAAAAAAUAGAUUUACAAUAUUUGGAUCGAAAUGGGAAGGAUAUCUUGUCUAA
Molecule: messenger RNA, 252 nt
Organism: Orbilia oligospora ATCC 24927
Lineage: Eukaryota; Fungi; Ascomycota; Orbiliomycetes; Orbiliales; Orbiliaceae
Exons: 2
Coding region: 1-252 (83 amino acids)
Source: RefSeq, a predicted model, not a curated record